Molecule: messenger RNA, 1439 nt
Organism: Phalaenopsis equestris
Lineage: Eukaryota; Viridiplantae; Streptophyta; Magnoliopsida; Asparagales; Orchidaceae
Product: protein PGR-like
Exons: 5
Coding region: 253-1116 (287 amino acids)
Cellular component (GO): membrane
Source: RefSeq, a predicted model, not a curated record
UUAAAUUUAUUCCGGCUCAAUAAAGAGAGCUCCGAAAAGCAAGGAUGGUUCCGCCUAAAUGUUGCUGGUCCUGAAACUGGAUGUGAGUUUCCCUCAACCAAAUGUCGAUGGCGAAGCAAACCAGAAAUUUCUGCUUGCCCCUUCAUCGUCUCUGUCUCUCCUUCUUUUUCACUGGGAGUCGGCCUCCUCCGUCUCGUUCUAUUUCACCUCCACGGUUCCAAAUCCCUGCUUCCUACUUGGCCAAGAAAACAAAUGGACGGUUUGUGGUUUAGAUUUGCCCUUGCUGUGUUAAUUUCGUCUGCGAUAGCAGCCAGAGCAUUCCGGCGGAAGUCUGUAGACCUGUCUGGAGUGAUGGCGGGGAUACCAGUUAUGGUCAUCCAUACGGUGGCGGGAUACAGAUUUGCGGUGCUGCUUCUGGUUUUCUUUUUCACUUCUUCGAAGCUUACGCGGAUUGGAGAGGAGAAGAAGAGAGAGACGGAUGCUGAGUUUAAGGAAGGAGGUCAGCGUAACUGGGGACAGGUUCUAGCUAACAGUGGAAUCGCUUCCAUUUUGUUAGUUAUAUUGGCUACAUUGGCUAGUGGACAAGAUCGGUGUCUGGACAGUAAUGAAUCCAAGAUUAUAACAGGUCUUAUUGGUGGUAUCCUUGGCCACUAUGCCUGUUGCAAUGGCGAUACAUGGUCUUCAGAACUUGGAAUACUAAGCAUUUCGCAACCCCGGCUAAUCACAACUUUCAAGCUGGUAGGCAGGGGUCCAAACGGCGGGUUUACCCUAGAUGGACUUCUAGCUGCUACAGUUGCGGGCAUCGCCAUUGGUAUUCCUUUUACUCUUGCUGGAAUGAUCACGGCUGAAUGUUCUGCAGAUGCAGCUUGGAGGCAGCUGCUAGCAGUACCAGUUGCUGCAUUAGCCGGGCUUUUUGGAAGCCUGAUAGAUUCAUUUAUAGGCGCAACACUACAGUUUAGUGGAUAUUGUAGCGUGCGGAAGAGGGUGGUCGCCAAACCUGGUGCGACUGUGUUGAAGAUCUCAGGAAUGAACAUCCUGGACAACAAUUCGGUGAAUAUAGUCUCUGUGUUUUUGACAACGCUGCUUACUUCCAUCGCCUGCAUUUACAUCUUCUAGGUGCUCAGGCUGGUAAUUAUUAUAUGCUAAUUAGUUACUUCGAUUCAUGGGCAAUUCUAUAUCAUCUACACUAAAUAAUAAUGGCUGAAAUAGAAAAUCUAUAUCAUUUGCUUAUUAUUUACUUGUUAUAAUAUGGUUGAGAUAACGUAUCCUUUAGGUUCAGCCCAAGUUAUGUUUUGAUAUGAAAUGUUUUUUAUUGAUUUUUGCUGUUACGACAAAGAAAGAAAUAUAGAAUAUGAAAAGAUUAUGAUGAUAUUAUCAGAGAUGAUGAUUAUUGGCUUUGGGAAAUGGACAAAGAACUGGAUGUCUGUGAGUUUAUUUUU